AGCAGCCCAUACAGCGUUGAUCCAAUCGUGUGCGAUCUCGGCUUGGACCUUCGACUCGGCUGCAUACCCGUCUCGUCGUCAAUCCUGGUUCUGUUCUUGUUCGAUCAAACCCCAUAUCGCAGGAGAUCAUUCUAGUUCAGGACCUAUAGCCGUGACUUCCAUUUACGGUCAACAUGUCAGCACAGCAGACUCACCCUCGUCGCCGCCCAUAUAAGGCCUCAAGUCCCCAGCCCUCUCACUUGAGCACUCACGGCAUGCAACUACGAAAAUGCGGUACCUAUUCGUCGCCCAAGUCGAUCUCAUCUGAUGUCUGUGACCUCGAAAACCACCCAUAUAUGCCGCGCCGCUCCCCCACUUCGACUGAGAGCCUCGAAGAACUCAUCCAAGACUCGAGCGUACAACGCGUAGCCAACCUACUCAAGGAUUUCGACAAGAAGAUUGCUGGACACAAGGCCUCACCCACCAAUAUUCUUAGUGACCCUGAGGUUCUUCCUUUGCCGAGCUUCAUCAUUGACAGCAGCAGCAUGGAGAGUGGCCCUAUGGAGAUCGAUUCCAAAUCCCCCUCCGUUGUACGGAGGUCUCAUGACCACGCUUCUGAUAGUGGACUUGGUUCCAGCGUGAACGACUCGAAAUAUGGAGAUCAUGCUCCUCGACGCUCUAUCACUCGAGCCUCUGUUACCGCCUCUGUUGCUUCCAGCCAUUCCGCCAUUACUCGGUCUUUCUCUGCUCUUGGAGCCUCUGACGAGAAACAUACGCUGGGCGAGUAUGCAUGCAAACAGAUCCACGAUCAUAUUAUCAAGCCUAUUCUUGCGGAAGACUCCUUAAAGGACUUUCAUCCAUUAAUUAAGGAUGUUCCCCGCCGCAUCGGCGAGAAGAACAUCUGCAAUCUACGCGAUCUCGAAAAGACAUUGAUAUUCUUAGCACCGGAGUUAUCGGCGACACCAAAAUCAUACCAACGAUUCUGCGAACGUUCAAUUCAACUAUUGCACGCGACUGUCGACCAUUUGUCCGAACAAGACCAGCGCCUACCGACCGAUCGCCCAUACACUAACAACUAUUUCCUCGAUUUGGUCGAACAGAUUCGGCGCUACGCUGCGAUAAUGGCCGCCACACGACAGAAGGAGGCAAAGGGGGAAGAGCUAGACGAGAUGGAUUACUCAAGCAAUGAGAAAUUGACCCUUCGAGGCGGCCUGAGCCAUAAUGGUCGCCCUGCGGUCUUGGUUCGUGAGAAGGAAGGCAAGGUCUUACCACUCGUUGACAACGCCGAAGAACACCUGCAAGGAUUCUCGCCACCUAAGCGUCCCUUGUCUGAUGAUGAUGAUGACAACGAGGGUAUUCAGCGCUCCAUGGCUCGACGAAGAAAGUCCGAUAAACCUGGAGACGUCAUGCACGUUUGCCGUGAUUGCAAGAAGGAGUUCAAAAGGCCAUGCGAUUUGACCAAGCACGAGAAGACCCAUUCGCGACCGUGGAAGUGCACGAUCGCCAAGUGCAAAUAUUACGAUCUCGGUUGGCCAACAGAGAAGGAGCGUGACCGACAUGUUAACGAUAAGCAUUCGUCGGCACCGCCGCAGUACAAGUGUCACUACCACCCUUGUACAUAUGCUUCGAAGCGCGAGUCGAACUGCAAGCAGCAUAUGGAGAAGGCGCAUGGGUGGGAAUAUGUCCGGUCUAAAAGCAACGGACGGAAGAAACUUGCUACUCCGGGUAGCGAACGGACUCCCCCUACACCUCUCACGCCAUAUCCGGGCACGCCAAUGUCUGCUCUCCCAACCCCAGUUACACCCCUUCUGCCUUCUCCAUCUGUCCCGGCAAUGGGUGAUUUUUCGUACCCUUACGAAUUCGGUACCCCAGCGCUGAGCAAUGUGAGUGGCGGAUACGCUGAGGAUCUUCGUAGAGGUUCAGGGGCAACGGACUCAACUGCUCUUACAUUUCCCUCAACCCACUCGCCUCUCGAGCGCCCUCUCUUUGACGAUGCUUUCUCACCGGAUGAGCCCUUGCUGAAUCACAACGAUAUUCUUCUUUGUGGCUCCCUUGGGAACCAGCAGCAGCCAUUUCUCCAGCAACCGACGCCAGCGUUGAGCAACACCGCUUACGAAAACUUUGACGCAUUCACUUUGCCUUUGAACAACCCUGUUCCAGACAAUAUCCCUCACCUUUCUCCCGGCGCUCAGCCUGAUGUCACGCUGUUUUCCCCACACAUGCACAUUGACGAAGGCUUCAACGAGGCCAUGCCACCUUUCGAUACGACAUCCGGGGACUUCACGUUGUUCGACAACAUGCCAAUGAGCAACAUCGGUCUGAAUGCCACCAGUGACUUCUUCCCCGAUUUGAAUCAGUUCGGUGGACAAUUUGACAAUCCUUACAUGGAACCUACCAUGACGAAUCCUUUCGAUGAGUUAAUGAAUGGACCAUUCAACAACCGGUCGUAGGGGAAUUUCAUAUCUAGAUGCAUUUUCCUCUUUCCUCAAUCUCUUCUCUUGGGAUCCACGGCGCUGGAAAGGCUUCCAUGAGUGCCUUCAUGGUUACUCUCCGUUGCCUAAGUUAUACUUUUUUUGUGAGAGAUUUCCGCACUUUCAUGGUACCCACGUCUAGUAUUGUGAGACCAAAUUGAUAUUGGUUUACGAGCUUGUGCCCAAGACCGUUGGUUUUAAGACUCUGCAUUUUGUGGCCUGAUUUGGGA
Messenger RNA from Aaosphaeria arxii CBS 175.79, 2680 nucleotides. RefSeq lists its product as uncharacterized. The record is from RefSeq and is a predicted model, not a curated record. The transcript is spliced from 5 exons. Lineage: Eukaryota; Fungi; Ascomycota; Dothideomycetes; Pleosporales. Bases 174 to 2429 code for a protein of 751 amino acids.